Molecule: messenger RNA, 2040 nt
Organism: Durio zibethinus
Lineage: Eukaryota; Viridiplantae; Streptophyta; Magnoliopsida; Malvales; Malvaceae
Gene: SKS18
Product: SKU5 similar 18
Molecular function (GO): oxidoreductase activity; copper ion binding
Source: RefSeq, a predicted model, not a curated record
CAAAACACUCUCCUUUUCCAAUCUAGCCUAGAGCUGUUGUGUUUGAGUUUUAAGCAAUGAACCACAUCAGGUUUUUAACACUGUCAAAGCUUUGUCUUUGCAUUUCUUUGUUAGUGGUGCUAUUAGUUGAUGGCGGCAGGUCACAGCUUUUCUAUGAUUGGACUGUUUCUUACUCUCAACGAGCCCCUCUUGGCGUUGAUAAACAGGUGAUAGUGAUCAAUAAUAUGUUCCCAGGGCCAGUCUUGAAUGCAACAACAAAUGACGUUGUGAAUAUUAAUAUUCAUAACAACUUGACAGAUCCUUUUCUCAUGACAUGGAAUGGAAUUCAAAUGAGAAAGAAUUCAUGGCAAGAUGGAGUGCACGAGACGAAUUGCCCUAUAUCGCCAGGCCAAAACUGGACGUACAGUUUUCAGCUUAAGGAUCAGAUAGGGAGUUUCUUUUAUUUUCCUUCACUUCUUCUUCAUAAAGCUGCUGGUGGGUAUGGGGCCAUUCAUGUGAAUAAUCGCCCUGUUAUUCCCAUUCCAUUCCCACAACCAUAUAAAGGUUUUGAUGUGCUGAUUGGUGAUUGGUACAAUGCCAACUAUAAGGACUUGAGAGCAUCACUGGAAAAUGGGAUCUCUUUGCCCCAAACUGAUGGAAUUCUCAUCAAUGGGCUAGGGCCUAAUCAAGCAAGUUUUGAGUUUGAACCAGCUGCCACAUACAGGCUUAGAAUUUCAAACGUAGGCUUGAAAACAUCCCUGAAUUUCAGAAUUCAGGACCAUUCGAUGCUGUUGGUGGAAACUGAAGGUUCUUACUUAGUUCAGCAAUACUAUGAUAGCCUGGAUAUCCAUGUUGGACAAUCUUACUCUGUCUUAGUCACAGCAAAGAACCAGACUAAUGGCAAGUCUUACUACAUGGUUGCGAGUUCUCGCUUUACAAGUUUCGAACAAUUUGGCAUUGGUAUUAUUUGUUAUCCAGAUUCUGUGGGAGACCCUCUUGGUUCUUUUCCCGGAGGACCGUACUUAUCUGAUUACAAUUUCUCUCUACAGCAGGCUCGUUCAAUGAGGUGGAAUUUAACAGCAGCAGCUGCUAGACCAAAUCCACAAGGCUCCUACCACUAUGGCAGCAUCAAUAUCUCUGGCACGCUUAUUCUUGAGAACAAUGUGAAUUUCAUUGAAGGAAAGCGGAGAUUUACAAUAAAUGGAAUCUCAUUCUUGCACCCAGAUACACCAUCAAAGCUCCUAGACUACUUCCAGCUCAAUGAUACAUUCAAGACUGAUGUCAUUCAUGACAGACCAACUGCUACUCUUCCUUCUUUGGGCACUUCCGUCAUCAAUUUCCAAUACCAUGAUUUCUACCAUAUUGUCUUUCAGAACCCUCUGCCAGAAAUGCAAACAUGGCACAUUGAUGGCUAUAACUUUUUUGUUGUUGGAAUGGAUUGGGGAGUGUGGGAUGAAAGCAAGACAGCAGGAUAUAACAUGAUUGAUGCUGUAUCUAGAUCAACAAUUCAGGUUUAUCCAUCCUCAUGGACAGCAAUAUUGAUCGAAGUGGACAACCAGGGUAUGUGGAAUCUGAGGUCACAGGAUGCAGAGAAAUGGUAUCUUGGGCAAGAACUGUACCUAAGAGUUAAAGGUGUAGGAAAGGAUAACCAAUCAAUCAUUUCUCCAAGGGAUGAAGCUCCAAUGCCUGAGAAUGCUAUCAAAUGUGGAAGAGCUGCUGGCCUAUGAAAUUUUCUAGAUGUUCGUAGUCCAGAAUUCGUUGAAGAACUAGAAGGAUACCCUCAUUGUUCAUUUUUUUAUACAAAAAAAUCCCGAGCAAUUCGUAAGGUUUAACUUGCUUUUAGGUGUUAAGAACUAUAUAUUCCCCCUCCCCAGUAAUUCCUAUUAUCACAUUUUUGUAAAAACGCCAAUUAGAAUUGGACACAUUCCUUUUAUUGAAAGAAAUAAAGUUUGUUGAUGUUUUGGUUAGGUAUUAAAAUAAACAUUAGCUGUUAUUUUACUUCUUUGAUUGGUUAAAACUUUAAAGCCUAAGCUAGUUUUAAUAUUUGCGGUUUAGUCUUAU